AACCUAUAAUGAAGUUAAUUAUUUUACACUUGAUUAAAGAAACCAAACGAUAAAAUAAUCCAGAGAAAAUGAUCUCUUUUAAUAACGAGUUUUAGAGAAUACCUAGAAACAGAUAAUCUUAUCGCGACGUAAACUGAGUGACGUUAUCAGCGAUCAAUAUGUAAUGUGCUAGCUAGAACAUGCAAUCUCCUCGCUUUUACCGCAGAAUAUUCGUAUUCGAAUAACGUAGAAUUGUCAAAAGAAAGAAAUGAACAAAAUGUCCUAAAAAUCUUGAAGUUAAUUUUCUGAUAAAUUUGAAAUUGCUUUAUGUGGAAUAUUUUUUAAAGAAAAGAUUCGCCUGACUUAGGACAACGAUAUCGCGAUCUAUUAAUCGGAUCACGAGUAUUGGCCAAUCUCGUGAAAGUUAGUCGAAAUGCAGUGUAGCGGUUGAAUCGAAUUAUUGUGCCGGAGGAUCAACGGUGGAUCUAUUGUCCCCGGGACGUGUUUCUAAGACGAUUGCAAGGUCUUCAAACCUAACACGUCCUUGACGAGAAUGUCGCCGAACGAAGAAAGGAUUCCGCCGACGAUGUGUCCCAAGACGGAAACGGAUUGUAACGUGACGCUGAAGAGGAAUCGGAAUCAGUUGGCGAACGAUGAAACAGCGAAGGGCCACGAAGCAACGAUCCAGAAGAACGAUGAGUCGGCGAUCGAUUACGUGCCGAGGAUAAAGUGGCUCGAUCUCGGCGCGCAAAUCUUCAUACACGGCGGCUCUCUGUACGGGUUGUAUUUGGUGCUCACGCAGGCGAAAUUGCUUACAGCCCUAUGGGUAUUUGUGACGAUUUAUACAUCUGGCUUUGGUAUCACGGCUGGCGUUCACAGAUUAUGGUCGCACAAGGCAUACAAAGCGAAAUGGCCUUUGCGUCUGCUUCUAGUCUUCCUCUUCACGAUAACAGGACAGAGGGAUGUGUACACAUGGGCGUUGGAUCACAGGGUACAUCAUAAAUAUAGUGAAACCGAUGCGGAUCCGCAUGACGCGAGGAGAGGUUUCUUCUUCGCUCAUGUGGGAUGGCUUUUCACGACACCUCAUCCCGACGUCGUUGCUAAACGCAAGGCGGUCGAUAUGAGCGAUUUAGAAGCGGAUUCCAUAGUUAUGUGGCAAAAAAGGUGGUAUAUACCUCUAUUUCUGCUUCUGACCAUCGUAUUACCGGUGGGAAUUCCUUGUUACUUUUGGUCAGAGUCGCUAUGGAUCUCGUUCUGGGUGAAUUUCAAUCUUCGCUUCUGCAUCAAUUUGAACAUAGCCUUCUGUGUCAACAGUGUGGCACACAUGUGGGGGCAGAAACCUUACGAUAAGAGCAUCUCGCCGGUGGAGAACAUCGCAGUAUCGAUCGCAUCGCUUGGCGAGGGAUAUCACAACUAUCAUCAUGUGUUCCCGUGGGACUACAAGACCGGCGAGCUGGGUGAGAACCCGUUUAAUUGGACCACCAGUUUCAUCGACGCGUUCGCGCGAAUCGGUUGGGCCUACGAGCGGAAAUACGUCUCGCCAGAUAUGAUCCAUCGCAGGGCGUAUCGAUGUGGCGAUGGGAGUCACGUAUGGGGUUACGGCGAUGUCGAUAUCUCGAAGGAAGAUCUGGCGGAGUUGGAUGUGAUGGACAAUCACGAGCUGUGAGACUGAUAAAUUCGAGAUGGAAAUGUGUCUCGAUCAGAUUCUCUCGGAUGGAUCGAAAAAAAUACGUCAAGGAGAAGCAUCUCCUAUAUAUAUUAUACGCGGACCAUUUGAAGUCUUUUUCUCAAAGAUUGAAGCUAAUGUAACAUGGGAAUUUAAGACUCUCUGUAACUUUAAGUUUUGCAAAUUGCUGUAUACUAUUGGGAAAUGUUUGUAGUUUUGUUAGGAUUAAAGAGAUAUUUUAAUUGCAAAAUAGUCGAUAAAAAUAUAGUUGGCUUUCCAUUAUAUAGCCAACGAUUAAUAAAUAAACUGUUUAAAGUAUUUUAAUUAUGACAAUCAUGAAUUAUCCAUAAAAUUUAUCGUAGAAUUAAAAUGUAUACAUUGGCCGUUUAUUUAUUGUAUUUAUGGGAUUUGUUAACAUUGUUUGUUGCAAUAAGAUAAUAAUAAAUUUCACCGUGACAACGUACAACUUGAACGAUAAAUUUCGCAUACUCGAGGGUCUAUUACAGGGUCUGGUACAGGAGAAGCCACUGUUUAAUAUAAUAUACGUACUACGUUCGAUAUAAUUCGUAUGUAACCAUUAUUUGUAUAAUUACAGUUGUACAACUGCAAUUAUGAAAGUAUGCAAUUAUGAAUUUUUAUUUUAUUAAACGUGAAUGUACAAUAUUCUAAAUGAGAGAAACCGUUAUUGAUAUAUUACAUUAUACGAUAAGAUUAUGUGCAUUCUUGAUUUUCUUUUAAACUUUAAAACUUGGAAACAGUUCAAAAUUGUUGUUAACGAUUUGCGCAGUUAAAAGAAUCAAUUAAGGAUGAAAAUAAAGUCAUCACAUGCUAUUAAGAUAAUUUUCUCAACAAAUCCUUUUUAUGUUGUUUUAUGAAAUUUUAAUUAAUAUUUCGUCAAAAUUUGAAGCACACAGGAAUCUUCAUAUAAUUUGUCAUUAAUUAUAAUUCGUUUUUAAGCUAAAAUUAUUUUAUAUUUUCAUAAAAUGUAUAUCUUUUUCAUAUUCUUGAUGAUUACGCUUAAUUUCAAGCUUUACAUCUUAAUAUCUCGAAAUGUUACGUAGACCAAUUAGCUUAAACAUAUUAUAAAAUGGUAAUAUUUAUGGUGCCUUUAUAUAAAAUAUUCUUUCUCACACAGUUCCUAUAUUGUUCACAGGCGAAUCCUAUUAUUGUUGAAUAUGUAUUCUAAAUAAUGUGUUAAAUAUGUUUCAUAUUUAAUGCUGUACAUUGAAAUAUUAACAAAAUAAUAUAAUAAUAAUGCACAGAACUUUUCCGUGCAACCUGCAGUUCAAAAAUUAUCCAAUGAAAUUUGUUAAAGUAUGUACAAGAUUAGAAUAUAGAAAAUUAUAAUAUAUGGUAUAAAUAAUUAUGGAAUAACAAGAAUUUUGUUAAAUACGUAUUGUAAGUAUAUAAUUGUUUAUAAAUACAUAUGUACAACAAAUAUUUGUGUAUCGUUGCGUGCAGCAGCUAAACUUAUUAUAAUACACUUAAUUAUUAAAGUACUUAUUUAAGCGCAACCAAUCAAAUAUAAGAUAUAAUUAAAGUUAUACUCGCGCAAGUGCCUCAAUAUAUUUUCUAACUACACAAUUUCCUUCGAAAAAAUAUAAUAUUUAAAAGACGUACGAUUUUUAACAGCAAAACGAAAAUUUUAAUUUAUAAUCUAAUCGAAACCGUUUAUUAAUGCUGCAUGAUUGCGAUAAUUUAUGCAAUUAUGUUUGUAUCUCGUAUACACACAUGAGAUAAUCCCGCAGAAAACAUAAACGUAGAAACAAUCAUCAUUUGAUUAAUGAAUUAUUUUAGUCUGUUAUGUAAGUAAAGUACAUUCACGACAUAACAGUACUUGCUUUGCAUAUAAAGUUUUUCAGUUGCUCAAUAAUUAAACGAAGAUUCAUGUAGACGAUAUGUAUUCCCCGUGAACCAGUAAUUUCCACCUCAAUGGCGGAGGUAGAUUCUUAGAGCUUUAAGUUACAAAUGAAACGAAAUAAAAAUGAUCUUUUAAACAAGAAA
This is a messenger RNA of Wasmannia auropunctata (little fire ant), 3649 nucleotides long. RefSeq names its product acyl-CoA Delta(11) desaturase. The transcript is spliced from 6 exons. Lineage: Eukaryota; Metazoa; Arthropoda; Insecta; Hymenoptera; Formicidae. Gene Ontology annotation, cellular component: endoplasmic reticulum membrane. The coding region runs from base 533 to 1645 and encodes 370 amino acids. The record is from RefSeq and is a predicted model, not a curated record. Gene Ontology annotation, biological process: unsaturated fatty acid biosynthetic process. Gene Ontology annotation, molecular function: iron ion binding; stearoyl-CoA 9-desaturase activity.